Molecule: messenger RNA, 678 nt
Organism: Acanthoscelides obtectus
Lineage: Eukaryota; Metazoa; Arthropoda; Insecta; Coleoptera; Chrysomelidae
Source: the annotation of a GenBank genome assembly
GGAUAACAAGCGUUCCUUGACGCAUUAUUGUGUACUUCACGAAUAUAGAUAAUGUUAUAACCUUUAGAAGCCUAGGUAUCCAUCCAGUUAGCAGCGAGGAUGAACUACGUACAGUGGCUGGUUCUCGUCGCUGUUUUAGUAAAAGGUUCCGCAGAUCAGUGCCUCAGCAGAAACUAUGGAAAUGGGGGAACAGUAUGCGUUUGCAAUGCUGAACACUGUGAUACCGUUCGUCUCGAAAGCCAUAUACCAAAAAACAAGGCCUUGGUAUAUACAUCCAACAAAGAUGGACUGAGGUUUCAGAAAACACUACAUCAAAUUGUUUCUAAAGAAAAAGGUUUUGACGAUGAAAUAAUCGUUGGAAACCAAACAUUUCAAGAAAUUGUUGGGUUCGGUGGAGCCAUAACUGAUUCUACUGCGAUGAAUAUUUUGUCGAUGGAUAAGAAACUUCAAGAAGAAAUAUUAAGAUCAUAUUACUCCAAAGAUGGGAUAGAAUAUAAUCUAGCUAGGGUGCCAAUUGGAGGUACCGAUUUUUCAUCCCGUAAAUAUACCUACGUGAGCGAAAAGGUGGAUCCACAUCUGAAGAGCUUCAAGCUACAACCCGAAGAUGUCAAAUACAAGGUACGGAAUAGAUAUAAAUGACUAAGAAUAAGCAAACUUUGUUAUCGAAAAAUAGAGAUC